AUGCUCCUCCCAUUCCUCCUAACCCUAACGCUACUCACCCCCUUCUACCUAAUCUACAAGCCGCCGUCGCUACUCAUCCGCUACUUUCAACACCGCUGGCCGGACACACUGUGGCACGUACCGCUCCCCAGCUCCAAGAAGCUCAUCGCGCUGACCAUCGACGACGCGCCGUCGGUGCACACCCCCGAACUCCGUGCCGUGCUGGCCGACAACGGCGCCCGCGCGACCUUCUUCCUGAUCGGAUCGCAGAUCCCGGGCCGCGAGGCGGAGCUGCACGAGCUGGUACGGCAGGGCCAUGAGCUGGGGAACCAUGCAAUGCGCGACGAGCCGAGUCGGAGUCUGAGUGACCAGGAGCUGCGCGAGCAGGUGCGGGUGGUGCAGGAUCGCAUUCGCGCGGCGUAUUCGGCGGUUGGCGGGCGGGAGCCUCGCGAGAGGUGGUUUCGGCCCGGGAGUGGGUUCUUCAGUGAGCGCAUGAGGGGCGUGUUGGGCGAGUUGGGGUUCAGGAUUGUCCUGGGCAGUGUGUAUCCGCAUGAUGCGCAGGUGAAGUGGUGGUGGGUCAAUGCGAGGCAUAUUCUGAGUAUGGUAAGGCCGGGCAGUAUUGUUAUUUGUCAUGAUCGGCGCGAGUGGACGGUGCCAAUGCUGAAGGUUGUUUUGCCGGAGUUGAGGCGCAGGGGGUAUGAGAUUGUCACGGUCUCUGAGUUGGUUAGGGCUGGGGUAGAGGCGGGCACGUUUUCUGGGACGUGA
Messenger RNA from Aspergillus pseudonomiae, 744 nucleotides. RefSeq names its product chitin deacetylase CDA4. Lineage: Eukaryota; Fungi; Ascomycota; Eurotiomycetes; Eurotiales; Aspergillaceae. The transcript has a single exon. Gene Ontology annotation, molecular function: hydrolase activity, acting on carbon-nitrogen (but not peptide) bonds. Gene Ontology annotation, biological process: carbohydrate metabolic process. The record is from RefSeq and is a predicted model, not a curated record. The coding region runs from base 1 to 744 and encodes 247 amino acids. Gene Ontology annotation, cellular component: membrane.